AGGAUAACGAUCGGAUAGGGUACUAGGUCACAUCACCCAGUUCGCUUUAUAUAUUCAUCAGGAAGUAAGCCUAUCCAUUUACUCUGUUGAUCUUCUCGAAGCACCUUUUACAAGAUGGGUCGUGUAAUGUUCUCGUCUGCUGUGCGUCAUUUGUGUUGUUCCACGGCUGUUCUCUUGACCACUGCCGCUGUCGCUGACAACCGGGCACCAGAAGUUGAGCUACGCGACUCCUUACGGGGGGCCGCCCUUUCCUACUACAGUGCUGCCGACCUGGCCGCUCCGACGGCGGGGGAGACGAAGAAGCUAUGGAAGAAGCGGAUGCAGGAACUGUCGGCGAUGCUGAGCGACGAAGCGGCCGCGAAAGAGGGCUUCGACUGGUUUCGCAAAACGUACAACGUCCAGUAUAAAGAUGGGGACCAAGUAGAAAACGACGGAAGUCAACAUCAGCUUUUCGUGCAGCAGAAGUUUGAAACCUUCCGCGAAAACGUGAAACAGGCCCUGAAGUUGAACAUCAAGAGUGACGGCAAAGCGGUGUUCGGUAUCACGCGGUUUAUUAUGGAUUGUAAAAAUGUCUGGGUCUGGAAGAGUCAUGCUGUUUUUGCAUGACACAGAAGGUCUGGCAUGGAAGCUCUAGCAUCACAGGUUUCGAGAGCCUUCCGCAAUGCCGAAUCCGCAUGACAAGUCCCCUAUUUCGCUGACAAAAAGUGGGAGCUUUUGCUACGUAUGCAUGAGAGACUUUUCUGUGUUCUGAAAUACGCAUUACAAGUUGCAUUCUUCCAGACCCAGACAUUUUUACAUUUGAUAUUUAUGGACUUAACAGCGGGCGAGUUCCGGAAAAUGUACAAGAACGGCGGUUACGCACCGCACAUAUCGAGCUGGGUCUGGAAUAAAGUUCGAACUUGUUGUAGGUAUUACUGGUGGUCCCACAUGAAACCUGUGAGAUCUGUAUUUUUGCAUGACCAACUAUAAUUGUAAAAGCCACAGCAUCUUAAUCUUUUGUCCUGCAAAAACGCAAUUCCUAUCUCAUGCGGGCUCUGUGUGAGAAAGCGUUGGCGUUCUGCAAUCUUCCGGAGAUGCAUCUUCCGGAGACGUGGCCAUCUUCUCAUUGUAGCAUCACAAGUUUCCAGACAUGCAGGGAUAUUUGCGAUGGAUAGCGGCAAAACGUUUUCGGAUGACCAGAUCGCGGAUAUGAUGCAGGACGUUCCCGAGGUGAGGCGCGGAUACACAGAUUAUUCUUCAAAGUUUAUAUGUUCAUGGGCGUCGUAGAAGUUGUUUUUACUUUUGUUUUAGCGUUUUAGGCCUUUUUGUUGGCUCUUUUCGGAUAUCUUUGAAGUCUUUCGUCAUGGUUGGCACAGCACAUUGAUUUUGAGUACAUCCUUCAAUCAGGCCGUUGUCCCGAAGGCCUCCCUGCUCGACUCCACUUCCGCCACCAGCUCGCGCGAUUGGCGGAAGGAGGGCGUGGUAACGCCCGUGAAGGACCAAGGCCAGUGCGGAUCCUGCUGGGCGUAUCGUAAAGAAAAUUCCCCCUCCCCACAUUGAAAAGGAGAUUUGUAAUGCUGAUUUGUGGCCACAGAUCCGCUUUGUCUUGCGUACCAGGCAAACGGCACCAAUGUGGCGCAUCGUAUACAGCGAGUCUGUCAUGCGUUUUCGCCUUUGUCAGACUUGUUUCUCAUGCUCAGCUGCUAGCCGGAUGCGUAGCACCCAAAUGGGCGUAGAAUAUGCCGGCAAGCUCUUGCUGCAAUACAAAGCUCAUUUGUGUAUACAAAUGCAGCAACAGAAAUUGUCUUUUGAAUAUGGGGCAGGGGCUUUUUUCACUUUGAUAGGGCGUUUUCGACGGUCGAGACGGUCGAGUCGGCGGUGCAUUUGUUGGACAAGAGUUCCUAAGAAAUGCAAAUGUGUCUGGGUCUGGAAGGUUGGUGGAACUUGUCAUGCUAAAUCUGAAUCAUGCAGAAAGUCUGUGUUGCAUGAUUACCAACGGCCGUCCUUUCUUACCAAGUUGAGAGGGAAUUUCUCAUGCAGGAUAGGCAUGAUAGAGAUCUCACAGAGCUUGUCAUGCUAGGCCCUGCAUUCGAGACCUCAUGGGUCAUGGAAAACCUGCAUUCUACUACACUUCGCAUUCCACCAGACCCAGACAUAUUUGCAAGCCAUAGUUCCGGUUUUAUUGGUGCGCCGCAGGAACUGGUUUCGUGCGACCACGGCAUGGACUUCGGGUGUAACGUAUGUAUUGCAAAUAUGUCUGGGUCUGGAUGAGUGGAACUUGUAUGUAAUGCUGUCUGCGGAUUCCAAAAAUAUCUGUGUUGCAUGAGCAGCAAGAGGAGUCAGCUCCUGGCACGCGGAGAGGGCAUGUCUCAUGCGUAAAAAUUAGCAUCAAGAAGCUCUCUUCAUCAAAAAAUCUGUGAUGCUAGCACCAGCAUCACAGACCUCACGGGUCAUGCAAAAUGUGCAUGGCAGCGGCAAGCCCUGACUCUUCCGGACCCAGACACUUUUGCAGUUCAUAUAACGGGGGAUUGCCCACCCACGCCUACAAGUUCCUCGAAAAAAACGGGUUAGAAGCCGAGAGUGACUACCCCUACACUAGCGGCACCACGAAAGAGUCGGGCACCUGCAAGAUGGACCCGAAGAAAUCGGAGUGGAAGGUAUAAUGGUAUGAUACUUGGUAAGUGUGAGUAGUGAAGACACGGUCGUCCUCUAUGUAGCAUGACGAUGCACUUCUACGAGUUUUAUAGUAUUCUGAAAAAGCAUGUAGAAAUGGUGCGGUCGUGUCUUCCUUGAAGGAGCCGUUUUAAGAGUUUGUCUUCUGCCGCAGAUGUAACUCUAAGUCAACGAAGAUUAUCACCAAAGGUCACCGGCUACACCCGCGUGGCCCACGGCAUGCGCAUCUUCCCGUGGACGGUGAUAUCAAUGUAUCCCAGAGAAAAAAGCUGGCAGGGCAUAUUUGUAAUGCAAAAAUGAAUACACAGAAAAAUUUGUCAUGGGCGCCCCAUACCAUGCUGCUCCGGACGUGCAAUACAGGUUUUUUUGUGUAUUUAUUUUUGCAUUACAAAUAUGACCUGCCAGCUUUUUUCUCUGGGAUACAAUGGCAGAAAAUGCUAGCCCAGCACGCUUGUUUGUUCAAUAAAUUCAGCAGCAACUGUAUCGCACAGUGAUCUACUUCGUCGUUGAGAGUGCUGGCAUUUUGCAAAAGAAAAAACUCUACUCCCAUGUUACUUACCCCAGUGUGCAGGAGGUUGCCACCCGUUUAGGACAAUGAAUUCAAUGUGCUGGCUUAGAUUUUCCGCUGGGAUAUGUCAGUCGGGGGGAGAAGGCCAUGAAAGACUACUUGCUGAACAACUAUGGAAUCGAAAAGUGGUGUUUUCCUCGUCAUCAUGAUCAUCUGACAUAUCCUCACUGAGGUGUUGCCGGAUCACUGAGGUCCUGCUAGUAUUAUAACCAGGCUUCCUGCUUUGUUUCGCAGUAGUGCAGGCGGGUCACAUUUACAACAAAUGCAACGAACGAUUCAGUAUGUUAAGCUCAAGUUCCAGCCGUGCGCAAGCUUUUCAAGCGCCGACCUGGGUCUUCCGUGAAAGGACAACAGGGGCGGGCGUUGGGUGGUAUCACGUAUGCGUGCUGUGAUCUCCAACUGAGACCAUGAUGAUGAAGAGCCCCACUUUUCAAUUCAAUAGCGCGGGCCCCUUGUCGAUUGGCGUCGAUGCCAGCGCUAUCAAAUGUAAGAAUGUCUGGGUCUGGAAGAAUGCAUGUUUGUCAUGCUUGUCUGGCAUGACUCUCAAAUUUGUCAUGCACGUUACCCAAGAGCUCCAUUUUUCUGCGAUGCAGAAACGCAGUUUGUCAUGCAGAAUAGGCAACACCUAGAAGCUGAAGCUCAGAAACUUGUCAUGCCGAGCCAGGAUCUGUGGCCUCAUCAUGAGACGACACCCAGCAUCACAAGUUUCCAGACCCACACAUUUUUACAUUUGAUAAGCGCGUGGCAGACCUACCAGCAGGGCAUUCUCGACGCGGCUUCCUGUGAGUCCGAACGCAUUGACCAUGCGGUGCAGGUAAGGAAAAGAGUAGUUCUUCAAAUGUGUAAAGUAGCGUGAAGAACCAGCAUGAGAAAUGAAAGUGAGACUACCGUAUUCAUCCUGAACCAUCCCGACACUUGUACAUUACUGUAUUAGUACAAAAUUGUUGUAAGUAUACAACAAAAGGUUGUUGCGCUCGAGCAGAGCGCAGCGGAGAAGAACGGCGAUGCGUACUGGGUGGUCCGCAACUCGUGGACGACGGAGUGGGGCGAGGCCGGGUUCAUCCGCCUAACGACCGACGAAAACACGUGCCUGAUUACCGGCAUGGCCACGGCGGCAACGGUGGAGAAGAUGGACAGCAGUAAAGACCUGAUGUCCUGGGACCAGGCGGUCUACCUGGCCAAGAGGAAGGUGGAAGAGGAGCUGCACAUUUGAGAAGUUUUUCUUGAUGAUGCUCUCUCCGAAAAAAUGAAAAACGCACACUCAUCUUACAUUUGUGUAUCCAUAUGAAGACUUGCUAGACCAAUAUCACAAAUUUCAGCUCCUGUCAAAGAACUUUUGGUUUUUGCUGUCACGUUGCAAAAAUCCGGUACAGUUUUUGUGAUUCGCAAAAAUACAAUGCACCAUGCUGCUAUAAUAGUUUUCGGUGUCAUCUUGUUCUGCGCUCACGUAGAAAAUGGAGGCAAUUGUAGCUGGCCCUUCCACAGUGCGCACGUAUUGAGGCUCAUCUUUAUGCACCUACAAAUAUGCCUACUUUCAUCAUAUGUGAUAGUCGUUGUCGUAGCAUUUCAAUUCUGCUCCGUCUUGUUCACGAAAAAUUUUGCUUCAUACACAGAACUUGUGAAAUAACCUAAACACUAUACUACACACCGCGGAAAAU
Molecule: messenger RNA, 4878 nt
Organism: Amoebophrya sp. A120
Lineage: Eukaryota; Dinophyceae; Syndiniales; Amoebophryaceae
Source: the annotation of a GenBank genome assembly